AUGCCACCUCCUACCGAUGAAGAGACGCCGUUCCCCUCAUUAGAGCACUCAACGCUCCAUGCGUUCGGCCGUUCUCAUCUCUCCCCUGACGAUGCUUUCGUGUCGCCUCCUCGUGGCCCUCGGGGCCGAAGUCGAAGGCGUAAACGUCCCUGGAAGAAGCUGAUGUGGGUAAAGCAAUCAUACCCUGAUAACUACACUGAUCAAGCGACCUUCCUCGAAAAUCUCCAGCGUAACCCCCGCCUUAAACCCUACGAUUUCUGGCCUCUCGUUGCCGAUUCUACAGUGAUUUUGCAGCAUGUGUGCUCUGUAAUAAUCUUCGUCGUCUGCUUUGUUGGCAUAUUCCAAGAGCGCGUGUCUCCUGUUGCUGUUACAAGUUGGAGCAGCUUCGCUACAUUUGUGGGAUGGAUUCUAUGGGAACGUUGGCUCUCCGAGAUUGAAGAACCCGACGACCCGAGUCUUGGUGUGGCAGCGAAUGUUAUGGGGAGGGCCGGCCGCACCGGUAGCUUGAGACGUUCAACCCGUACAGGGAGCAUCCGGCGUCCGACUCCGCUCCGGAUCGAAUCGGCGCCGUCGACUGCCGCACCAUCUGUUGCCGCCUCUGCUGCAAGCUCGACGACCAACCUCCAUGCGCCCGCCGCGUUACAACGACCAACGUAUGCUUCGUCUGUCUCGUUAGCUAGUGGUAUUGCGCACACACCGCGAGCCAGCCAGGAACAUCUUCCUGAACUACCUCCUCCGCUCCUGGCAGAAGAAAAUCGAUACCGACAACGAAUUGAGACGGUCAAGUCUGCGAUACUUAUUUACUGCACUCUACUUGGAUUGAGUCCGAUCCUCAAAUCGCUCACACGAUCAACAUCGAGUGAUAGCAUUUGGGCCAUGUCGUUUUGGCUUCUCGCAAUUAAUAUCUUCUUCUUCGACUACUCGGGCGGCGUGGGGGCCAAGUUCCCAGCAUCACUGUCUACAAACGCCGCCCUGAUGGCAUCGACCGUACUGGCCAGUCGACUACCCUCCACCAAGCAGGUGUUCAGCUUGACACUCUUCAGCAUCGAGGUCUUUGGGUUAUUCCCAGUAUUUCGACGCUAUGUACGUCACCGAAGCUGGCGUUUCCACAUUCUUUCAGCGAUUCUGCUGGUUUUGGGGGCCAGCUUCGGAGUAGGCCUCAUACUGCCUGAUCCCAAAAAUACGAAUGGAUGGCCUUGGAAGAGCGGACUGGUGGGCAUGAUUGUGGGAGUAAUAAUUGCCAUACUGGCUACAGGAGGCUGCAGUUGGUGGCUGAUCGGGCUUCAAAAAUACAAGAACGAGAUACGAGGCCCGUGGGACCCAGCUAGACCUAUCAUCAUGAACAGGCCUCGAUGGGAUGAUGAAUCGUGA
Messenger RNA from Fusarium sp. VM40, 1371 nucleotides. The record is from the annotation of a GenBank genome assembly. NCBI's taxonomy places the organism in Eukaryota, Fungi, Ascomycota, Sordariomycetes, Hypocreales, Nectriaceae.